Trichoderma atroviride IMI 206040 is the source of this 2650-nucleotide messenger RNA. NCBI's taxonomy places the organism in Eukaryota, Fungi, Ascomycota, Sordariomycetes, Hypocreales, Hypocreaceae. The record is from RefSeq and is a predicted model, not a curated record.
UGCAGGCAUCUGCCCACUACUGCUAGCAUGUCACUAGAGGCCCAGGACUCCUGGCAGCUUCUGAAAGCUUCAUUCUUAGCCCUUUCCAUCUCCAUCGCCAUCGCCAUCUCCAUCUCUGCUCCUUUGCAGUCUUCCGUCUGAGGCGCCACGCAGCUUCAUGGAAGAACCGCAAUACACCGUCUUUAUCAGGGUGCCCAUCCCCCGUCGGGGCUUUGUCGAUCCAGCGCCGGUCAGCUGGGACGUCGCCAAAGAUGAGGCCCUGUGGAAGAUUCUCUCCGGACACAAGGAAAUUGACUCCGACCGAUUCGAAGUCCCCGUCGAUUUUCUAGUGCAGCAGGUAGCCUACCUCAACGAACGACAUCAAUCACAUUUCCGCGCCCAAGUGAGAAAAGCGACCGCCGCGGCCAAGGGCUCUGCUACCCAGUCACCUAUACCCGGAUCCGAUUUGGCUGGUCUAGGCCAUCUGAGGACACCGUCAGCUCUGUCUAUACGCCGCGAUGUGUCUGCGCUGCGCAACGAGAGCGGCACAUUCGCAUCCAAUGCGCCGGCUCGCCCGACCAUGUCGCGCAACACCUCGGCGACUACGACGGUCAUGAGGGAUGGCGGGGGCGCAUCUCCUAGGACGAGCAACAAGCCCAGUCUCCGAGCGGCCGAGCCAGCUGGGCGGAAACGACUAUCAUCACUGCCAAUGGAAUCGCCAGUACCAAGGUCACCGAGAUCUCCAAGGUCUCCCGAACAGCCUGCUGCUGAAAUCGACAAAGCGAAUUCUCCUGGCCCAGCCGAUAAUAGUUCAAGUUCCUCGUCCGACGAUGACUCAAUGCCGGUCCAGUCUCGCAUCAUCCGUCGGCCGCCGCGGUUUGGGCCGCAGGAAUCAUACCCGCCCGGCUAUCAACCCGAUGAGGACGACGAAUCAGAACCUGCGUUUCAGCCGUAUAGUGCGCCAUUGUCAUCGCCUGACAUGUCAUCGACGUUGAAAUUGCAAGACCGAAAUAAGCCGAGGCGAAAUCAAAAGGCAGUUGCGAAAUCGCCCUAUCAUUCGCAAACCUCUGACUCGUCAGCUAGUUCACCCGCCAUGGUGCUGCGACCAACAAAGACGCGAGAUGCCAAUAAUGCAACCUCGGUGUCGCCUCGUCAAAACGCAGAGCCGGGAAGCAGCGAAGAAACCCAUAGCAUCAGUAGCAGCUUUAGCGACUUGGAUGCGUUUCAAUUCUCUAUUUCGUCUUCAGACACAUAUUCUAAAGAGAAACAACGUCUUCUCUUCAUCACCGCCACCAUGUUUCGCCGUCUCUGGUCUGGCCUCCCACCAGAUGCCCACUUUCCUUCAGAUCUCAAAGGACUCGGAUACUUUGUCAACGAUCAAGAUGAAAUCCGCUCCAUCGAAAACCCGGACAACUACUUCAAAUUCUUCCUUAAUCGCAACCCGCGUAUUUGUGCUCGCCAACGGUUCGAGUUUAACCAUGCCAUGGAAGCCAUCAUCCACAAGCGUCUCGAGCGCCAAGGGCUGCUGAAGCUCCGCCUACCUUUCGGUGCGUGGGAGACGGAGCCUCAUUUGCCUAUUUUUAUCACCCCAGACUUGGAAACCCGGUCUCGAAUUGUCGUUAUAUUCGGUGAACCCACCCACGAGCUUGGAGUCCUGGCAGGUCGCGUGGCCAAUGGACCGGGAGGCAUCGACGAAGGGAGCGUCAUCCCGGUUGUCCGAGCUGUCAAACUGCAGAAAGCAUCCGGCAGCGAUGACACUUCUCCAGGCAUCUUAUUAGCAAACAUGGGUCAGACGUGCUGGUGGCCCGAGGGACAGCGAGCCAUCACUGUGACGGCCAACAACGCCGUGCCGCUGCCUAGUCUGGUGCAUAGAGGAGUGCAGCAUGUGCCAACUAUACACGAUAUUCCAGGCAACAAUAGUGCAGAGGAACAUGUCAAAUACGUGUUUAACGAAGUACUUUCGCGCUGGGCUGGUGACAAGGCAAUCGUGGACAUAAUAGCUACUGGAGAAAGCUGCGAGAUUGUGGAGCGCUAUUUGGACGGGGAGGGAGCCUGGAAUAUCUGGGGCAACAGGAUCAGCACACUCGUCCUCCUUGGUCCGGUCUAUGACUCAGAGGGGCUGAAGAAUGAAAAGUUCAAGGACUUUAUGGCAAAGCGAGCUCGUGCUUAUGUGCUUUCUCAUGAGCCCGUUGGCACCCCUCUAGCGCCUCCUGAAGGCAACUCGGACCGUUGGAUCCCCUCUCUAGGCCUCCCAUGCCUCUCUUCUUCCGAACCAAUGUAUACGGAGUCGAUUUUUGUCCGAGCUCGGUCUCAUAUCCUCUCGUAUCUCCAGGAGUUGGCUCUUGAUCCCGAUCAUGAGAAUCCACCCCUUGUUGUGCCGGCUGUUUGCCCCCUACCUACGACUGAGCAGAGUUGGGAGGAGGUACCGGAGGGAGAGAAACCUAUCGUAAUCAAGUCAGAUCCCGAUGAGUUGGAAGUGGAUAUUAGGCAGAUUAAGCGCUGGAAGCAGUUUGAAGAGACUGGAAAGGCGCCAGAGACAGACGAGGAGAUGGAGACUGAGGAGAUGGCGAUAAAGGAGAUGAAAGUAGAGGAGAUGAAAGUAGAGGAGAUGAAGACAGAGGAGAUGAAGACAGAGGAGAUGAAGACAGAGGAGAUAAAGGCAGAGCCUUGA